Messenger RNA from Paraglomus occultum, 1380 nucleotides. Lineage: Eukaryota; Fungi; Glomeromycota; Glomeromycetes; Paraglomerales; Paraglomeraceae. The record is from the annotation of a GenBank genome assembly.
AUGUGCACCAAUGAAGACCUUAAAACUUCACUGCACAGAGGAAGUAUCACAGAAUGCCCUGGUGGUCGUUCUCUUUUCGAGGAUUUCAAACCUGCUAACAACUUGGCUUUACCCAGACCAUCCAUCAAAGCUGGAAUCUUGUCUCAUGGAAAAUCAAAGCGCAUAUCAACUUAUAGACUAGUUCAAAGCUUCACAGCUGCAAUCUUCCUCACUCUAGUCUAUCUUUCCAUCUCACCCACUUCAACCUCUCUCCCAAAGCAUGACUUGCUAGGCAGACCAUACUGUGAACGCUCUCUUACCUUCGUUCUCUCUGACUGCUGUGACUUUUCCUUCCAGAUGAUUGGCCUUGUCAAUGCUAUGAUCUAUGCAGAAGACACUGGUCGUUCUUUCUUUCUUGCCGACAAGAACUGGAAUUAUGGGCGAUGGGGUAGCUUCUUCAAAAAGUUGGCGAAACCAUCGUGUAUUCGACCUGAGACUUCCGACCUGUAUGUGCAAUUCCCAAAUACACCACUUGGUCCGGACGAAUUGAGAGAAACAGAAGCGAAAUUCAAGACAGCAUCACACGUUGUCAUGAAUCGAUGGUCAUGGUAUCUAUUAGAUGAACAUAUAGAGACGGUUUAUCAUGAGAAGAAGCAUUCGUCCGGCAUACCAGCAUACGCGAAGAUAUUCAAAGCACAAGAGCGAGUAUUACAUAAUAUAUGGCAUGUCAAUAAGGAGGUACAAAAUCUAGUUCAUCGAGAAUGCGAGGUCGGUGAACUACCUUAUGCCCGGUCAAGGGCCACUAAGGACAACUUCUACAUUGCGCUCCAAAUACAACGCGUCAACCAUAUUGGCAAAUACGUAGCGGCGGCCGAACGAGUUCUUCAAAGGAUACCUCAAAUCAAAAACGAAAUUACGGUAUUUGUUAAUGCUCACACUAAUACUUCGCACGCACGCAGGCGCUUGAUGAAACGACGUCCCGAUUGGAAGGUCGUCGUUUCGUUUGAGGAUGAUUUCCAGUUUCGAUUGGAUGAUACCGCUCCAGAUAGUAAAGGACUAAUGGCAUACGAUCUAGAGUCGAGAGUGGAUUUCGGCAUGGCUUUCGUGACUGAUAUAGUUCUUAUGGCAGAAGCAGAUCAUCUCGUAUGCUCAUUUGGGACGCCCGUAUGCAGGCUUGUCACAUUGUUGAAAGGGCUCAGGAAAGUGAAGUCUACUACCAGCAUUGAUAAACAAUGGUUUUCUACGUUGUAUCCAUUGAAUGGCUAUAAUGAGGUAUAUAAUCCGCAUAAAGCACGUUGGAAGAAACAACCUCAUCGACCAACUAACGGGGAUGGCAAGAAAGGUCGUAGAAAGGGUGGUAGGAAGGGUGGUAGGAAGUACGGCAAAUCUCGCGCAAGUUGA